Lactuca sativa (garden lettuce) is the source of this 5290-nucleotide messenger RNA. The record is from RefSeq and is a predicted model, not a curated record. Lineage: Eukaryota; Viridiplantae; Streptophyta; Magnoliopsida; Asterales; Asteraceae.
CAAUGGCAACUAGAAAAACUCAUGCACUCAAGUCUUCUAGAAAAUAUAAAACAGGCUUACAGAGUAAAUGUUAAUUGUAGAGUGAAGAUCAGAUUGGAUUGUAUGGAUCGUCUUACCAUGAUUUGGUUCUACUUGUAUGCUCUAGUCAUCAUCCUGAAAGCUAGUAGUGCAAUAGACACCAUGUUUCAAAAUCAGAGCCUCAAAGAUGGCGAGACCCUUGUUUCAGAAGCUGAAGUUUUUGAAUUAGGGUUUUUCGGACUUGGGAAUUCACGUUAUCGGCACUUGGGGAUAUGGUAUAAGCAAAUAUCAGAACUUACUAUCGUAUGGGUUGCUAAUAGAGAGGUGCCAUUUGUUGACCCCACGGGUGUGCUCAAAAUCAGUGACAAGGGUACGCUAGAGCUUCUCAGUGUUAGCAAUACCUCAGUUUGGUCAUCCCAAUCCUCCAAACCAGGGACAAAUAUGAAUCCAGUGGCACAGCUUUUGGAUUCUGGAAAUUUUGUCAUCAGAGAUGAUGUCAGUGGCGACAUCAUUUGGCAAAGCUUUGAUCAUCCUGGAGACACUUGGCUACCGGGAAUGAAAAUCGGUGUGGACCUUGUAACGGGCAGAAAAAGGAACUUGACAUCAUGGAAGAGUUCUGAUGAUCCUUCAUCAGGUUCGUAUACAGUUUGGAUGGACAUCAGUGGAUAUCCACAAUUAUAUACUAUGAAAGAUGAAUCAAGUUUCCAACAGAGGGUUGGAUUUUGGAAUGGACAAGGGUUUACUGGAAUGCUGGGUGUAGGACCAAACAGCUUAUAUGCGUUUGACUUUGUUUUUACUCGCGAGGAGAUUUACUCCAAAUACACAGGAUUUAACAGUUCAAUUCUUACUAGGAUGAUACUCCAUCAACAGGGCAGUUUCACGCAGUUGGUGUGGAUGCCUAGAAUGCAAGCAUGGAAUGUAUAUAUGAUUGUAGCUCGUGAUAUCUGUGACCGCUACGAUUUAUGUGGUCCUUAUGGAAGCUGUAACAUCAACCGUUCGCCAGCGUGUGCGUGUUUACAAGGAUUUGAACCCAAGUUGCCAGAAGAAUGGUCUGCUGCAAAAUGGUCAAAUGGGUGUAAGCAUAACAUCACUACUACCGAUAAAAAUGGGUUCAUUAAGUUUACAAACCUGAAAUUGCCCGACUCACGGGAUUCAUGGUUCAAUAGCACCAUGUCCCUUGAGGAAUGUGGGAUCCUUUGCAGUCGCAACGUCUCUUGUACAGCUUAUGCAAAUAUUGAUGUUAGAGAAGGCGGAAGUGGAUGUUUACAGUGGUCAACUGAGCUGCUUGAUAUCAGAGAGGCUUCGGAAACAGAUUCCUCAGGGCAAAACAUCUACAUAAAAAAGCCCACCACCAACAACUUAAUUCCAGACAAGAAGAAGUCGAACACGAGUCUUAAAGUGGCCAUGUCAAUAGUACUCACAGUCGUUAUGCUUGGCUUUGCACUGAUACUAUAUGCUUGGAGAAGGAAGAAGAAAUCACGUCGUAAAGCAAACAAGAACAAGAAGCAAGAUUCUGAUCUGCCUUUGUUCAGCUUGAGUAAGAUAAUCAAGGCCACCAGUAACUUUUCAAUCCUCAAUAAGCUAGGACAAGGAGGUUUCGGUGCAGUUUACAAGGGUGUGCUUGAUGAAGGAGGAGAAAUAGCUGUGAAGCGGCUUUCAAAGACAUCAAAGCAAGGACUUGAUGAAUUCCAGAACGAAGUUAAAUGUAUUGCUAAGCUUCAGCAUAGGAAUCUUGUGAAGCUUUUGGGAUACUGCAUUCAAGGAGAGGAAAUGAUGUUGAUUUAUGAAUACAUGCCCAACAAAAGCUUGGACUCUUUUUUAUUUGAUGAAAACAACUCCUUGUUACUCGACUGGCGUCAACGCUACCACAUUAUCAAUGGGAUUGCUCGAGGUCUUCUUUAUCUCCAUCAAGAUUCCAGGCUUAGAAUAAUCCAUAGAGAUCUAAAAGCAAGCAACGUUUUGCUUGAUUCCAACUUGAACCCAAAAAUAUCAGACUUUGGCUUGGCUAGAAUGUUCAAAGAAUAUGAGACCGAAGCUAACACAAACAAAGUUGUUGGUACAUUGGGUUACAUCUCUCCAGAGUAUGCAGUGAAUGGGCUUUUCUCAGUGAAAUCAGAUGUAUUUAGCUUUGGUGUUUUGGUGUUGGAGAUUGUGAGUGGGAAGAAAAACAGAGGAUUCUCUCAUCAAGAUCACCAUGAUAACCUUCUCGGGCAUGCAUGGAGACUUUACAAGGAAGACAAACCUCUGGAGCUGGUUGACACAGCCUUAGGGGACUCGUGGGUUGUUUCUGAAGUAUUGCAAUCAAUACAUGUUGGUUUAUCAUGUGUGCAACAACAUGCAGAUGAUAGGCCAAUUAUGUCUUCUGUGAUUCAUAUGUUGAGUGGUGAGGGUGCAUUAUCUCCGCCACAACCACCUGGCUUUUUCACACAAGUGGCAAAGCCUGAAGAUAAGUCUAACUUAAUCAUACCAGAAGUGUUGGUCUCAGUCAAUGAAGUCACGAUUACACAAUUUGAUGCUCGAUAAUUACAUAAAGGUGUAGACCCAUGACCAAGUACCUGAUCCACAUCCAGUGAUUUGCACACAAAGUGCAUUUCUAUUUCGUUUCCUCUUGGUAUUGUUAUAAAUUCAAUGUGAUUAAAGUAUAGGGCGUAUAGAAACCCAAUCCUGAUUUGGAACUUAAUCUGAUCUAGUAAUGCAGUAAGCUACUUUACAAACUAAGAUUCAUUUCUGUAAGUCUCUACCCAUGGAAAUGAUAGAAAUGAUCAUCACUAGACCUAUGCUACAAACCAUGGAAAUUCACAUAAACCAACAGCGCUGUCACACCAGCUGUUGAUAAAAGUUAACAUCUUGAUUAACCACAAUUGAAAGGCGGAAAGAGGCUAUAACAAUAAAAUAUUCGAAUUUAUGGUCUUGCAAACUACAUGUUUUCUUUAAGAAUUUUCAACAAACACGUAAUUGGCAAUGUAGGUUACAGUCAGCAAUCGGAAUCUAAUCAAGAUUGGGAAAAUUGCAGCACAGAUAAAAUGUGAUGAUUCAGAGAUUACCUUAUUAUCUCAAGCAAUUCCUUAUUCAUUCCAUCUUACAGCUCCCUCACAGCUAACAAUCAAUAUCAAGAUCAGGUCAAGGAGAACGGGUACAGGAUAUAGGGUGGCAAACGUAAGUGUCAUUGGUUGAAACAGGUUGAGUGCUUGAACCUGAUAUAGUGUGGUGUCGACUUGUUUUAUUUUUGUGUUGCAACGAGUUUAGAGUUUAGAACUCGUAAUUACGUAAUGAUGAAGAGUUGAAGUAUUAAAUAAAUUGAAAGAGUAGGGAAAGAAAAUCAAUCAAAAUAAGUUUAAAGGAAUUAAAUCAUAUUGAAAGAGAAAUUAGCGAUUAAGAAAAGUAAACAAGUGGCUAAUUAGUGUUUUCUACAUUGUAAUUGAGAAAUGGGUAGCCGUCAAUUUUUCAGCCAAGUGUGAUGCAUGUUAUCUUGCGCCGGAGCUCAUAAAUUGUGGAAGAAAUAGAGGUGUCGUAGGUCAAAGUCAAAGGUUUACUUUUCUUUUCUUUCCUUUAACUUUGCAUUUGAGUUGAUUUUGAUUUUUUUAUUUUUGCUUCUCAGAUUUUUGAUCGCCCAUCUUCACUAAUGGAAGAAGACCCACAUAAUCCAAAAUUUGGACCUGUAGUAAGUGCAAAAGUCCUUGGUGCCCCUCAAUUUCUCCUUUGCAUAUUGCCAGAAAGAAAAAAUUCUGGCUUAUAUGCUCCUUCGGUUAAGCCAACAUGCUUCUCUUCUCAUCUUUGGCUAUGUAGAAACCAUCGACAAAUUGUAGAGGAACAAUGGUUUCAACCUGAUUGUACUCUAUAAGUAUAGUUUUUUGGCGUUCGACAACUCGCUUGGACUUACAGGCAACUCCAAUAUUCACAUCCACAUCAACAGAGAGCAGCUUCACAUAUAUUUUAGUCAACUAGCCAUCAAGUUCAUCUGAUUCAAGUAUUGGUGUUACAAUCGUUUAUAAAUCCAGUUAACAAUGAACACCCUUACAGUUAACAUCAAAAAACAAUAAACUGAAGAGAUAGAAAACAAAAUACAACUUGCAAUGAUUUGGCUAUAAAAAUUCUUCAAAGAUAUAAUUACUCUAUCUCAGUAUUGAAAACAACAUCAAAUCACCUAUCUGGAGACAGAUUAUCAACCUGGAAAUGAAAGAAAAAAAAUAUGUAUACAAUAUUUUCCACCUGGAAAUGAAAGAAAAAAAAUAUGUAUACAAAAUUUAUAGAGAUCCAAUUCGAUAAGCAAGGAAGGAUAUUAGGGGCUGCAGUCAGAACUUAUGUUCUAGAAAGAUCACAUGUUUUCCAAGUAUCUGACCCCGAGAGAAACUAUCAUUCCUUUUACAUGCUUUGUGCAGCACCCCCAGAGGAUGCAAAGAAAUUUAAAUUAGGAUAUCUGAGAUUGUUUCAUUCUUUGGAUCCAACUAUUUGCUAUGAAGUAGCAAAUAUUCAUGAUGGAAGAGAAGAGUUGGAAACACGAUUGUUGAUUUUUGAUUUGUACGUUUCAAUGGGGAUUCAAUGUUGAUUUUUCUGAAGCGGUUACUGAGAGAGUUCACCAACUACAAAGGGUAGGGGUCGUGAUGUUCAUAUAUCAUCUAGAGAAUAGAACCGUAUAGCAUUUCCAAGAUAAAUGGUCAACAAGAACAGAGCAGCAACCUUUAACAAAGUAGCAACCUUUCGGUCAACAAGAGGAAUCAUUAGAUUUUGUGAUUCGUGUCCCGUUGUAACGAAAAAGCUGAACGUCAAAUACAUGAAAUGGAAUCAUCCAUUGUUUACAUUUAUAGUGUCUGGUAUGCUGGAAUGGAAUCAUCCAUUCCAUCGGAAUGACAUGAAAAAAUGUUUGUUUCUCUUAACAGAAUGGAAUAGGCUAUUCAUUAUGGUGUCCAUUCCAUUCAAUUCAACUAAACACAUUUUUUAAUCAUGAAACAAGUGGAGGUUGAUGAUCUUCAAGAACUGAUAUUACCUCAAGAGCACAGAAUACCAACAAAUAUUACAUAGUAUUUCCGAUGAGAUUCCUUCUGCCAUCUUUUGUCUUUAACAUAUUUUACGACUUUUUGACAUAUUUCAUUUUGUUGCUUUUACAGAUUAUGGAUUAUAUCAUCAGUAUUCAAAAAUUUUGUAUUAGAGAGCAUUCAACAAAAGUAGCAUAUCAUGUACUCUGUAACAAAAUUAGCGACCAACUGUAUACUUAUAAAACAACAUAAGAGUUGUACAAUUUUUUUUUUGAGGAACGUGAUUCGUUUGCAAUCAA